UAGAUAAUGAAAUUAUUGCAAGUCCACAAGCAGGUAGCAAUUGCCAUCUGGAAGCUGUGGUGAAUACAGGACCAUCAGCCCUCUUUAUGGUGUAAUUCUGAGCACAGUUCUCAACUGUGUCCAGGAUUUUUGCAAUGCUGCCGUUAAGGUGCUUCUUCCAGUACAUAUCGUGACUCCUGCUGCCUCAAAGUUAUUGGCGAUGGCCAUAUACUUUUAAAAACCGCUGGAGAGCCCCACAGUGUGUGGGUGCUAUAGAUGGCAGCCAUAUACCAAUCACUGCACCAGAAAGAUAUUCAGGGGACUACUACAACCGCAAAGGAUGGCAUUCAGUUGUUCGCGUAUUCUGGCAUAUCAUUUCUUGAUUACACAACUUUGGAUACCAUAAAUUGUAUUGUUUUGAUCGAUAAAGAUGAACCUUGAAUUGCCAGGUGUUUAAAGGGUAGCUCAGGAGAUGCUACGCACUUAAUCAUAAUUAACUUUCUAUCUAAAACAGGGCUGAUCAAGAGAAUAUAGAGGACAGUUUUAUUUUUUGCUCUCUGUCCUGUCCCACACUCUUUACCAGUUGGUGGCGGUAAUGUACACCUGUACGUUGUUUGCCAACCGUUAAUAAACUGCAGAAGAAGAAGAACCGCCGUCUUCAAACAAGAGAAGCCAUGGAUUGUAAAAUCAGACAAAAUUGGUCAGAAAAGGAGACCCAAUGUUUUCUGGAAUUGUGGUCGUCCGCUGAAAUCCAAAAUAAGUGGGAUGGGGCCACUCGGACAAAGCAUAUCUUUGUGGAGCUUCAGAGGAAGAUGUCUGCAGCUGGCUACGAACGUAGCCUCGACCAGCUAGUAAACAAACUGAAAAAGCUGAAAAAAGAUUUCAGGGACCAGAAAAGGGAGCUGGGACGCAACGGGCGAUCCCCCCAAAAUUCCCACUUCGACAUACUGAAUUCUGUUCUUGGAGAAAACCCACAAGAAGCCAGUUUAUCCUGUAAUAAAGUAGAGGACUGUGAGUCUCCUACAAGCAGCAAGUUGAAGUCCACUUUAGUGCAGACGUCUACCUUGUGGUCACCCAGCUAUGUGGGAAUGACAAAAGAUGAAACACUGUGGUUGCCUGAUGAAGUCCAAGUGCUCGUAACUCUUUGGGCACAAUCAAACAUCCAGAAGCAGCUUCUCACCUCAGCAGCAAACAAUCAAGUAUUCACCUACCUUAGCAAUGAGCUAGCUUUGGUAGGUUUUAACAAGACUCCACGGCAAUGCAGUCUUAAAGUAAAUAAGCUUAAGGAGGAGUACAAAAAAAUGAAACGAGAUGAACCACAUGGGGAUGAUGAAAGCGAUUGGUUUGCUGUUAUGGAUGCUGUCCUUGGCUCAAAUGGAGAGGCUUCUAAAGAGAUGGAUAUAUCUGUCCUUCUUACUGCACCUAAAUCACCUGAAGCAGAUUGCUCCCAAACUGUUUGGACCUCAGACGAAGUCAAUGUGCUACUCACACAGUGGGCACAGGAAAGCAUCCAGGAGCAGCUGAGAUCUGCCCAGGAAGAUGAACGAGUGUACGCGCAGUUAAGUUCAGAGCUCGCCACUCAAGGCUUUGAUAAGACCACCAGCCAAUGCAAGACAAAAAUAAGACUUCUGAAACAAGAUUAUGAAAGGAUUAAGGAACAGAAAGACUCCAAAAUGCAUACAAGUAGGUGGUUUGCCAUCAUGGAUCACGUCCUUGGUCGCAGCAAGCCAAAGACUGAAACUACACCGGCAGCUAACGUCAGAGAGACAGAGCCUGCAUCUCGACAAGCAUCACAAGACCUACCUUCUGCACCGGUAGCUGGUUGCCACUUGUCCGUCCCCUCAUUGUGCCUCCUGGUUCCAACCCUGCGUCUGAUGUGUGCCUUUGCCUGGCAGGUGGUCCAGUGUUGUAAUGUGCAGCAUUACAGAAAAGUGGAGGAGUUGGUGGAGUUGGUGACGGAGUUGGCUCCAGAGUUGCUGACACCCAGAGAAAGAGUACAGCUCCUGCUAAGACUGAGGGCGAGGCUUGUCCUGGAGUUGUGUCGCAGUCAGAGCACAGCUAACCUGCUGAAUAUCCAGCCUCACCUGAGGGUUAUUCAGAGCCUGACAAUAGGCUCCAGCUGUGGUCAGGAGGAGCUGGAGAAGCUGGAAAGUUCAAAGUCAAACUUUGUGAAAGUUGUUCAUGCCUUGCUCAAGGACACAGAAGAAAGGAGGAGAUUUUUCAUGGAAGUCUUUCCCGUUCACUACGGACAACAGUAUGAAGUCACAUUGCACAGAUUGGUGUGGAAAUUCAUUUCCAGACUGGACAAUCUGUUGCCCAUCCCCGAUAUAAAACAGACAGCAGAAUGGCUCAGCACUGCCCCUUCUGUAAUGGAGGAAUGUGGACAACUGGUUUUGCAGCCAGAGCAGCUGAAAACACUGAUGCACUUCCACGACCAACAGUCAGGAGGCACAAACCGAUGCUCCUCUGAAGCUCAGAACAUGUUUUUGCCUGAACUGUCUAUCCACCCCAAAGCAAACACAAGCAGUCUUGCUUCAGAGCAACAAGAAGCAUCUACCGUCAGUGGUGAUGAUGGACAGUAUGAUUAUAGCAAGGGUGCAGAACUACUAGACGAAAACCAAACUGAUGAUAAACCAAAUCUGGAGAACUCUGGAGGAAAUGAAGACCCGAUAGACGACCAAUGUGAAGGCAAGAUGAUUGCAAACUGCCAUGUGGUGGGACUUCUUCAGCCCAUCAGAGAGGAGCAUCUUAUCCAGCACUCCAUUCUCUCUGAAGAAUCAGGAGGGGACACCUUCCUUCAGAAUGUUGGUGCAGAGGCUCAUGAGUGCAACAUGGAGCUCUUCAAGGAUGUAACAACCUCUAACAGCCUCAUUAAAACACACGGCCAUUUAUUCCAAUGCGAUAAGUGUGUCAAAACGUAUGCCUCCAAGUCGUCCCUGAUAGUGCAUUAUCGGAUUCACACAGGUGAGGCUCCGUUUUUGUGUUCGUACUGUGGUCAAAGUUUCAGAUCUUCAGCAAGCCUGGAUUUACACCUUCGUAUACACACAGGAGAACGUCCCCACAAAUGUCACAUUUGUGGAAAGACUUCAGUCCAGCAUCUAGCAAGGCACAUGCGCAUGCACAGAGGGGAGAAGAACUACCUGUGUACAGAGUGUGGGAAGGCUUUUCUCUCUGCUGCGGAGUUAAAGUUACACACGCGCUACCACACAGGCGAGAGGCCUUACACGUGCAAACACUGCGGGAAAGGUUUCAUUGCAAAGUGCCAUUUGACAGUUCACACACGGCGACAUACGGGAGAGAGUCCGUACAGGUGCUCCAUGUGUCCAAAAUCUUUUCCCACUUUGAGAGCGCAGAAAAAGCACCUAAAGAUCCACACGAACAAAAAGUCUUUCCAGUGUUUUAAAUGCGGGAAAAUAUUCAGGCAGGAGGAUACUUUUAAACUGCACGUUGAAACACAUGAUUUCAUAUGAACUCAUUUUAAUGAUGGAUUUUAGGGAGUGGAGCCAGCGGUUUCGAUCAAACUGUCGGUGUCAGAGUUCAGCAUGAGUCUAAAGAGCAACAAACAGCAACAAUUAUUAUAUUUGUAUUUGUUUUAUUAUUUUUUAUGUAAAGCUACCAUUCAAAAUACAGUCAAUUCAAUGCAUGACAUUAUAGACAUGACAGGAGUUACUUCUGAAA
Molecule: messenger RNA, 3657 nt
Organism: Melanotaenia boesemani (Boeseman's rainbowfish)
Lineage: Eukaryota; Metazoa; Chordata; Actinopteri; Atheriniformes; Melanotaeniidae
Exons: 9
Coding region: 654-3449 (931 amino acids)
Biological process (GO): regulation of transcription by RNA polymerase II
Molecular function (GO): DNA-binding transcription factor activity; RNA polymerase II cis-regulatory region sequence-specific DNA binding
Source: RefSeq, a predicted model, not a curated record